Sinocyclocheilus grahami is the source of this 1412-nucleotide messenger RNA. RefSeq names its product protein DGCR14-like. NCBI's taxonomy places the organism in Eukaryota, Metazoa, Chordata, Actinopteri, Cypriniformes, Cyprinidae. The coding region runs from base 174 to 932 and encodes 252 amino acids. The transcript is spliced from 7 exons. Gene Ontology annotation, cellular component: catalytic step 2 spliceosome. The record is from RefSeq and is a predicted model, not a curated record.
AAUCCUGAAAGGGACAUAUGAAGAUGAAUAUAUCGAGAGUUUGGAGAAGAUCAUCCAGAGGGACUUUUUCCAAGAUGUCUCCAAACUUCAAGCACAGAAGGAUUAUCUGGAGGUGGAGGAGAGCGGAGAUCUGGAGCAGAUGAGGGAGAUUGCCAUCAAAUACGGGGUCUGCCAUGGCUAAAUACACCCCACGCAUCUAUGUGCCCUACACGACUCCUUCAACAUUUGAGACCCCAGAUGGUGGAAGUGCAUCUCCCUCAUGUUCACAGAGCAAACACAGAGCAACGAAAGAGGAUGGAAAAGAAGGUGAAAAAGCAGAGGAAAAGGAUCUUCCAUCUCUGGACCGCUUUCUUGCUAAAAGCACGAGUGAGGACAAUGCAUCCUUUGAGCAGAUAAUGGAGCUUGUGGAGGACAAGGACAAGCUGAGGCAUGCGUGGCUUUAUGAGGCAGAAAAUGAAUAUAAUGAGAGAAACAGGCGCUUGAGUGCACCAAGACAGGAGUGGAAACAUGGCAGUACAAGGCCAAAAAUGCAGUCAUGUACUACCCUGAAGGUGAAAAAGACGACACGCUGUUCAAGAUGCCACGGGAGGUCCUGUACAAGAACACACGGUUUAAUGUUGAUCCCUUCUGAACUGCGCUCAAUCCACAGCCUUACUCCGCAGGGACUGAGUCCCGCAGUGCUGUCUCCUGCCCUUCAGCGUCUAGUAAACAGAUCGUCCAGCAAAUACACAGAUAAAGCCCUAAGAGCAAGCUACACCCCGUCACCUGCGCACAGGAUCAUGGGCUCUAAGACUCCGCUCGGAGGCCCAGCCACUCCCUCCAUCACACCAACACCUGGGAAAGCCAGAACACCGGCCACACAGGACCCGGCCUCCAUCACAGAAAACCUCCUCCAGCUGCCCAAGAGGAGGAAAGCCUCAGAUUACUUCUGAAACAAAAGACUGAACAAAAACUCUAACGUGGUCACAUAUUUAUUUUUUAAUUUUUUUUACUAAUUGUUUUUAAACUGUGAAACUGAAUUAAUCAUCAGGUUUCUUGGACUUCAUUCUAUAAGGAAGAAAAUGUCUACAACUUAAAACAUCUACAGUUUGUAAGAAUUUAGUUUAACAUUUUUAUUUUAGCUAGCAUAUAUGUACUUUUUCAGCAUCAUCCACAUCAACUGAUUCAAUCAGGUGAAUCAUUUGUUCUAUUUGGUUCUUUAUUACUCUUGAUUUGUUUUGAACAAAGCUGGUUCAGUCUUCCUGAAGUCUGAACAUCUUUUAUGAUGUUGAAGACAUCUUGCAAGAUCUCAAGGGCACAAUAAAGAGUUCUACAGAUUUGUGUGUAUUAUUUCACCAUCCAUAUUUUACAAGAUUCAUUUGUUGAAUCCAUCUUUGGGUUGGAGGCUGGACUCAUACAACAAAGACUCCCUU